UUGGCAUUUGUUUCUCUCGUUUUGCUUCGGUUCUAUAUUUUGAAGCUCAUUUUAAAUUUCGUGGGUUUUAACGUUAAUAUUGGAUUCGGUUCGUUGCUACGUUCGUUCGGAUCGCAGUUUUACAAAUCUACCAACCAGGACAUGUGUCGAGAUUUGACCGGGCGACGACUGAGGGAUAUCAAAGAAGAAAAACGUCUUCAGAACUACAUCGAAAAAGCACACGUGCGAAAGCAAGAAAAGCAGAACAAGCUCGAAAGCAAGUAUCGAAAGUUGCUUGAUCCUCCAAAGCCGGAUUUCGACGAUGCCGAGUACGCUCAAAAGAAGCAGAAGAUCAUGGACGAAACGGAACACGCACUGGAAGAAGGAAAGAAAGUUUGUAACCGUUGCGGUGGCUCUCUUUGGUACACAUUUACGAUGGAGUCAUUUCUGGUUUCCUUUUCAUGA
Molecule: messenger RNA, 444 nt
Organism: Soboliphyme baturini
Lineage: Eukaryota; Metazoa; Nematoda; Enoplea; Dioctophymatida; Soboliphymatidae
Source: the annotation of a GenBank genome assembly